Molecule: messenger RNA, 1883 nt
Organism: Myotis lucifugus (little brown bat)
Lineage: Eukaryota; Metazoa; Chordata; Mammalia; Chiroptera; Vespertilionidae
Gene: RNF215
Product: ring finger protein 215
Source: RefSeq, a predicted model, not a curated record
AUGGCGCCUCUGAGGAUGAAGCCAACUCAGGAGGCCAAGGUUCAAGCUCAGGGGGGCCUGCCGCAGGCACCUGCUCUCCAGUUCCCUGCCCUCUUCCUCCUGCCAGCACCACCGUCCGAGGGCUCACAGACGGUGUCUGUUCAGCACAGCCGGCGGCGACUUCUGGCUCCUCCGCCUGCCCCACCCCACCCCACCCCACCUCACCCCAAGCAGAAGGCCGGGCUGGGCUACACCCUCCCACGUGGAGACUACAUUCUCAAGAAGUGUCUCUUCCAGGCCCUGAUCCUGGAGGGCGUCAGGAUCGGCCCCGACGUUGACCCGGCGCCCCCGCUGCGCGGCCGUCUGCUGCUGAUGGACAACGUGGAUGCUGAGAAGGAGGUGCCAGGGGGAGGCUGGAUCGCAGUGGCCUAUGUGGGCAAGGAGCAGGCGGCCCAGUUCCCGCAGGAGAGUCCGAGCGGCGGCCCGCGGGCCUAUCCCAAGGCGCUGGUCCAGCAGAUGCGGAGGGCGCUCUUGCUGGGGUCUCGGCCUGGCUCUUCUCAUCUGUACAACAACUCGUCCGAAAGGGGGUGGCUCACCUCCCAAGAGCCCUCCUUCGAGCUCCUCUUGGCUUCCCCUCCCAGGAGGACCCAGGCCACAGCUGAGAUCACGAGUGGAGCGUCCCUGUCGGCCAACAUCGAGUGGAAGCUGACCCUGUGGACCACCUGCGGCCUCUCCAAGGAUGGCUACGGAGGAUGGCAGGACCUGGUGUGCCUGGGAGGUAGCCGGGCCCAGGAGCAGAAGCCCCUGCAGCAGCUGUGGAACGCCAUCCUGCUGGUGGCCAUGCUCCUGUGCACAGGCCUCGUGGUGCAGGCCCAGCGGCAGGCGUCCCGGCACAGCCAGCAGGAGCCCGGAGGCCAGGUGGACCUGCUCAAGCGCCGCGUGGUGCGCAGGCUGGCGUCCCUCAAGACGCGGCGCUGCAGGCUGGGCAGGGCGGCGCAGGGCCCCCCGGAGCCGGGCGCGGGCGCGGAGACCUGCGCCGUGUGCUUGGACUAUUUCUGCAACAAGCAGUGGCUCCGGGUGCUGCCCUGUAAGCAUGAGUUUCACCGGGACUGCGUGGACCCCUGGCUGAUGCUCCAGCAGACCUGCCCGCUGUGCAAGUUCAACGUCCUGGGGAACCGCUACUCAGAGGAUUAGCUGCCCCAGCUGGCACUCUGCACAGGGAGAUGGGACCCCCCUCCAACCUGCACUCUGGCCCUCGGCCUGGGCAGGACAGGAAACCCUAAGGGUGGGAGGAAAGAUGGUGCCUUCCCUGCUGAGCAAGGCACCCCCCCACAUCCACCGCCCCCAGGCCGAGGGUGCCGGGCCCAGACCUGCUGGCGAGUGAGGGAGAGGCCUCUUUGGGGCCUUUGUGUACAGUCCUGGGGUGUCUGUCUUCUUGCAGGCAGCCCCCGGGCCUGGGGAGAGGUGAGGGCGGUGGGAGCUCUGCCUGCCCGUCAGGACACCCCGGGGCCAAGGCUGCAGGGGCCACUUUUGUGCUUAUUUAUUGGGGGGUGGGUCGGGGAGCAGCUGUCUGGCCUCGGGGGCACCCUGGCCAGACCAUCUUUCAGGACACAUCUUGGUCAAGGCUGGAUGUGAAACCCAGGGGCCUCCUGCCCGCGGGCCUUGGGCACUGGGAGCCAAGGGCUCCCGGCCGUCCAGCGGGGCCCCUCCUGCCUGGGGAGACCAGAGACCGCAGAAACCGUCCAGUUCUGUGCUGCUCGGUGGGGCGACGGUCACUGCCCAGGACACUUGAAGCCCCGGAUAAAUGUGGUGCAUCUUCCAGGGGCGUCCGUUUUUUAGAAGACUUGGGGUAGGGGAGGUGGUUUACUAUUAAAAUAAACAAGGAUAUAUUUUAACGUAAGAAA